Molecule: messenger RNA, 1302 nt
Organism: Striga hermonthica
Lineage: Eukaryota; Viridiplantae; Streptophyta; Magnoliopsida; Lamiales; Orobanchaceae
Source: the annotation of a GenBank genome assembly
AUGGCUCGAGGCGGCAAGAAGGAAGGCGGCGCGGCGGCGGACCCCGAGGCGGAGGAGAGAGCAAAGCUGAAGAAGCUGGCCUUCUCCAGAAACAUUUUGUCGCAGAGCCCAGCGAAGGUGGGCCGCCACGCAUCCGCCCUGGCGCCUAACAAGGCGGUGGUCAAGCACCACGGCCGGGAUAUUCUCAGGAAGUCACAGCGGAAGAACAAGUAUCUCUUCUCCUUCCCCGGCCUUCUCGGCCCGAUCUCCGGUGGAAAAAUCGGCGAGCUCAAAGACCUCGGCACCAAAAACCCCAUCCUAUACCUAGAUUUCCCGCAGGGCCAGAUGAAGUUGUUUGGGACGAUCGUUUAUCCCAAGAAUCGGUACUUGACGCUUCAGUUCUCAAGAGGCGGGAAGAAUGUAACAUGUGAUGACUACUUUGACAAUAUGAUAGUAUUUUCAGAUGCUUGGUGGAUUGGAACCAAAGAGGAAAAUCCCGAAGAGUUGCAGCUUCAGUUCCCAAAGGACCUGAUUGUGGAAAAACACGUUGAUUAUGAUUUCAAGGGGGGUGUAGGGGCUGCAUGUGACCGUAAACAAGAUUCUGGGAAAUCUGCAGUCAAAUGCUUGGAACAGGACUCACCAAAAGUCAACUGUGAAGAUGAUUUAACUGAGAGUCCAAGUGAUAAUGAAGAGCUAACAGAUAUUACUCCAGCUCGACAGUCAGCUAGGACUGCAGGAAGAACAUUCAAUUAUGCAGAAAUGUCGGCUGGGGAUGAUUUUAUUGGAAAUGGAGAUGAAACGCCUGAAGAGGAGGAAAGCUCCUCCCCUGUUGUAUUCGACAUCAACAAUGUGGAUAGUGCUAGUAAAGAUCAAGCUACAAAACAAGAUAAGCAGUCUUGGAAAGCUAAAGAUCUUCCUAAAAAUGAUCAGAAGUCUCUUGUUCAAACAACACUAUCUUCACUGUUUAAGAAGGCAGAGGAUAAGAAGACAAAGAAGGAUGUUAUACAGAAGACAAAUGCUUCGGAUGCUUCAAAGCUUACAAAAGGAAGAAAGAAAGUAGAGGAAAGACAAACUGGCACUCUAACUAAGGAGCAGAAGAGACAACAAAAGAAUGUAGAGUUAGUGGGCCCUAUUACAGUUUACCAAAGGAAGACAAAAGCCAAAACCUCCGAAGCAUCCUCAAAGAGAAGAAAACCUAAUGUGGUCUCUGCUUCCCAGUCAUCUGAUCCGAAUGACUCCACUCAGGUCUCAGAUGACGACAUAGAAGAUUUCUCCAGCACAUCGCAGGACAUCGGGGAAAGUGAUGAAGAUUGGACAGCUUGA